CAAGGUGUUUUGUCUUCAACAGGGUGGAUUUUUCAGCUAUUGGCCCCGUUCUGGGGUCACUCAAAAGGUUAAAAGAGGGGUUUACCCCGACAAGGAGAAGUGGCAAAGGUAUGCCGUGAAGUUGGUCGGCAGCUCCACAAGCCCAGUACACAUGUCUGCCACCCAAGCCACCGACAUCAGCCAGCUGGUCGCCAUGAUGUCCUCAUUCACCACCAGGGUCCUUACAAAGAUGGACCAGAUAGUUGAGGCCCAGCAAGACUUGAGGAGGCUGGUCAGCGCCAAUGUACAGGCAAGGGUUGCCGUGGACCCCCUCCCAAAAUCCUACCGGACAGAGGAUGAGCUUCAGGAACUUUGCCAGCGUCUCCUGACCGACCACCCAUAUCGGAGGCAAUUGGUAUCCUUCCUCUCCCUCGAUGGGACCACAACAUUGGGCAAGUCGGUGCGCCGCAUGUUGACCCGUAUGGGUUCCACAGACCUGUGGUCUGGCUACAGCAUGAGAGGGAGAAAGAAGAAAUCUUUCAGCGAGCUGCCCCUCAUGCAGGUUUUACAAAAGGCAUGCACCAACUGCCAUCCAGCCUGCAAAACGGUGGACGUGGAGAGAGAGGUGGCGGAAUUUCUCAAACAUGCCCCCUUUAAAAAGGGUGGUUCGGGCAAGGUGGGAACGACGCAAACGCAAGGCCAGGCAAGCAUCAACAGCAGCGACAUCAAUGGACCCAACACUCCAGGCGGCAGUCCGAUUGGCAGCAUUUUGCUUUUUUAGAUUUUCUAAA
Molecule: messenger RNA, 770 nt
Organism: Engraulis encrasicolus (European anchovy)
Lineage: Eukaryota; Metazoa; Chordata; Actinopteri; Clupeiformes; Engraulidae
Exons: 5
Coding region: 152-760 (202 amino acids)
Source: RefSeq, a predicted model, not a curated record